Molecule: messenger RNA, 1217 nt
Organism: Anarrhichthys ocellatus (wolf-eel)
Lineage: Eukaryota; Metazoa; Chordata; Actinopteri; Perciformes; Anarhichadidae
Product: pterin-4-alpha-carbinolamine dehydratase 2
Exons: 4
Coding region: 210-641 (143 amino acids)
Biological process (GO): tetrahydrobiopterin biosynthetic process
Molecular function (GO): 4-alpha-hydroxytetrahydrobiopterin dehydratase activity
Source: RefSeq, a predicted model, not a curated record
CCACUGGAAAUAUAUUAAUUUUAUAAAAAUGUUGUCAUGAUCACUGAUGUUUGCAAGACCUGCAUGAAACACACUUUCGAGUUGUCACAUUAUUGGCACAACCAGACUCCUAGUAGAAAAUGAGGAAUUUUAAUCAGGCAGUAAACUGACCAGCCAUGUCAGUGUGUGAGAGGACUGUAGGGCAGAAUGAGCGGUAGUGGAGAGGGAUAAUGUCGGUUAUGUCUGGGUUAAUGUUUAGCGUGAGGACGAGCUGGUCAUGGCCCUGCAACCGUGUGUUCAGGCUGAGCAGUCUGCUGCUGCCUGCGCUCUCCAAGAACCAGUCGUCUAAAAUGUCGUCAGACUCCCACUGGCUCCUCCCCGCCGACCGGGAUCAGCAGGUGAUGGACCUUAGGGCCACAGGGUGGGUGGAGGUGGACGACCGCGAUGCCAUCUUCAAAGAGCUCCACUUUAAAACCUUCAAUCAGGCAUUUGGCUUCAUGUCUCGAGUGGCUCUGCAGGCAGAGAAGAUGAACCAUCACCCAGAAUGGUUCAAUGUUUAUAAUAAGGUCCAGAUUACGUUGACGACACACGACUGUGGAGGACUGUCGAAACGGGACAUCAAAAUGGCCAAGUUUAUCGACAAAAUUGCACUUUCCAUGUAAUAUAUUUGCUCUUCAAUCAGAAAGUUUCUCUGCUUUCAGUCACAACUCUCCAGUAUUCUUCAUAAAAAUCAUUAAACAACUUUGAAAUUUUGUAAGAAGCUUUCGUUAAGAAUAAAACUUUGAUUUUGUGAAACGGUGUUGUCUCUGUUUUUAAUGUUUUUGUAGCGCUGCACUGAAUUGAUUGAAAAACUUGCUCUGUGGUUCAGAUUCAGGAUUUCAUGAGUAAGUGAUCCAAACUGAUUUAAUUACGUUGUGUGUGUCACUGUGUGGUGUUUUCUCGUUUUCAGCACUGUGGUAAUUGCUUCGCAGUAGGCCGACUCUGUCCGCUACAUGCCAGCGAUCCAGAGGAUGCUUUUCCCCGUCAGUCCACCAGACCACAUGUUCUCCUUUUGGCCAUGGAGAGUGGAGCACAGUGAGGAAGGGGUCAAAGUCAGUAGGAGGCGGAUUUAUGUGAUUUACGGUUUGGUAGGGGAUGAGUCAGACGGAGCUGCUGUGUUUCCUUGGACUGGAUCGCCAUCAAAAGAAGAUCAGCAAAGAGAAAAGAGGGUAAUAAAAGCCAAAUCAGUGGAACUAUGU